GUUCUCCUGGCAGCCAUCAUGAAGGGUACUGUCUCGAUUUGCUGUCUCCUCACCCUGCUGCUUUUGCAGGCCACAGCAGAGGUGGAAGAAUUUGAUUCUGUCCUAAGAGACAGAUCUCAUAUUGAUGAGACACUGCGGCUUGCAGCUGAGGAAAAAGCAGCAGACUAUGCCGCGGCUAUACAGAAGUUGCGGAAGAUCUACCAUUCGUCCAUCAAACCCAUGGAGCAGGCCUACAAGUACAAUGAGCUCAGGCAGCAUGAGAUUUCAGCAUACCCCGGACGAACCCUGGGCGACUCGGCCACAGAUGGAGAGAUUACCUCCAAGCCCAUGGUGCUGUUCCUUGGACCCUGGAGUGUAGGAAAGUCCUCAAUGAUCAAUUACCUCCUGGGCUUGCACGACAGCCCAUAUCAGCUUUACACAGGAGCUGAGCCCACUACCUCUGAGUUUACUGUUAUAAUGCACGGGGAGAAAAUCCGUUCUGUAGAGGGUAUCGUCAUGGCAGCAGAUAGCUCUCGCUCAUUCUCUCCACUUGAAAAGUUUGGCCAGAACUUCCUGGAAAAGCUCAUCGGCAUCGAGAUGCCUCACAAGCUGCUAGAACGUGUGACUUUUGUGGACACACCGGGAAUCAUAGAGAACCGAAAGCAGCAGGAAAGAGGUUAUCCUUUCAAUGAUGUCUGCCAGUGGUUCAUUGACCGUGCUGAUCUCAUAUUUGUUGUGUUUGACCCAACCAAACUGGAUGUUGGUCUUGAGCUCGAGAUGUUGUUCCGGCAGUUGAAAGGCCGGGAGUCACAGAUCCGCAUCAUCCUAAACAAGGCGGACAAUCUGGCCACGCAGGACUUAAUGAGAGUUUAUGGAGCACUCUUCUGGAGUUUGGCUCCACUUAUUAAUGUGACUGAGCCGCCUCGUGUCUACGUCAGCUCCUUCUGGCCAUAUGAUUAUGCUCCAGACACCAGUCGCGAACUCUUCAAGAGAGAGGAAAUCUCCCUCUUGGAAGAUCUUAACCAGGUGAUUGAGAACCGGAUGGAGAACAAGAUCGCCUUCAUCCGCCAACACGCCAUCCGUGUGCGCAUCCAUGCCCUGCUUGUGGACCGUUACGUCCAGACUUUCAAAGAGAAGAUGACUUUUUUCAGUGACCCAGAAUUGGUCUUCCAGGAGAUUGUAGAUGAGCCGGACAAGUUUUACAUUUUCAAAUCAAUUCUAGCCAAGACCAACGUCAGCAAGUUUGACCUACCCAACCGGGAUGCUUACCGUGACUUCUUUGGCAUUAAUCCAAUCGCCAACUUCAAGUCCCUGGCAUCUCAAUGUUCCUACAUUGGAGGCUGCCUUUUGGAUAAGAUUGAGAAGGCAAUCACCAACGAGCUGCCCGCUCUCCUGAGCAGCAUUAACUCUGGCAAGCAGCCCGGCCUGUCGUCCUGUGAGGUCACUGGUUGUGGUGAGAAGCCAAAGAAUCGCUACCGAAAGAAUUGAGGAACAUAAAAUAACUUGUCAGGAGGAAGAAUGGUGACAGAGGAGGGGAAGAGAAAGGGGGGUCUGGUGGGAGCCAGCCCUGCUUUUGUCUGGACAUUUGUAUUGUUGAGGAGAUACGGUGAGGAUUAAUGUUUGGGGGGUUUUGUCCUCAGGAGAAUAAGCUGAUAUGAUAGUAGGAGAAGGAAGCCAUCGUUCGAUACGGCAGCUUAAGGACACUAAUGCUGGAGAAAUGAGAACAUGUCUCUGAUAUCAAAGUAUAUUAAAACACACACCCUUCUCUCUCUUAUGGCACAAUAUUUCUGGACUGUCUCACACCAAUGGGUUGGGAGGAUACUAAUGCAAGAAAAUGGCUAUCAACAAGUGAGUUGACAUAAAAAUGAUAACCCCCGAUGAUACCAGUUCCCUUCUAUGUGAAUAAAACAAAAGGUGGAAACAGAUAUAUGUACAGUAAAAAUAUAUGAAUUGCACUGCAGCAGGUCAAUUCCAAACUCUUCAGAGGUUGUUUUUGAAGUAGCCUUUCUUGUGGGUGCUAUGCAAAAGCAUUUAUGUCUAUCUGAUCAAAUGAUUAUCUUUGCAUGUUAGACUUUCCAUUUUUAUCUACCGAUAUGUGUGCUUUUCUUCUGCCAUAAAGAAAAAAAAAACCCAUGCAGCAUCAAACCAACCACGCAUCAAACAAGGCCUUUUUUCUCUUAGCUUGGUAUGCUCAUCACUCUUGGUUUUUGAUGAAGUAAACAGAGGUCAGGGUUCAAGAGUCUUUGGAGCAGAGAGAGUAUGUUCAGUCUGCUACUCUUCUUAAAUAUAUUUUUUAUUUCUCAUUGUUUUGAAUCUUUAAACUGCCAGGUUUUGGUAGAAUUUUAAAAGUCAUUUAGGUGUAUUUUGCUUCUCAUUUUUGUUGCCGAUUCAUCACAAUAGAAGCUGAAGAAGAUGUGCUUGAGUUGCAGCUGUCUUUUUUACAUUUACUCUGCUGUUUCCUCUGCACAUUUAAAAGAUAUAUAUUUAUUGUUUUUCUGUACAUUUAUCCAUCCAUUGUCCUUCGCUGAUCCAAGACCAUUUUAUGUGGGUAACAGGUUGAAGAGGGGAACCUAAGUUACUUCUCUUAACAUUUUCUCGUUUGUUCCUGUGGGAUCUUAAGGUGAUCUCAGUCCAGAAAGGACAUACAGUGCUUCCAGUAAGUUUUUGAUCUUCCCCUAAGUCUCCUCCCAAAGAAAACAUCCAAGACCAAUGAGAUAUGCUCAAAGAAACAUCCAAAUAAUAUAGUCCAAACUCUACAUCUGACUACUUUCAAUUUAAAGGAGCAGUGACUUAGCUUCCACCACAUGACUGGAUCUACUUGGGACUCUCAACCAUUAUCUAUGACUCAUGAACAUAAGUAAGAGUUGAAAGUAAGAUGGAAAUCUAGACGUUUUUUUUUUCAGCUGACCCAUUUCUUCCACACCACAGACUGGAGCAGUGGACACAUUACUACAGACAAGGGUCCAGUCUGUCUUCCUAUCUCCCACUGUGUCUGACCUUCACUUAUGAAAGAGACACAGUGACACUUAAGUCACUCUACUCAAGACAAGGAUUGAGCUACAACCCAAAGCAAGCAAUCAACCCCUUUUCCAGGUCUGAGAUUUAAAGGAACUGACACUCUUCUUGGCCACCUCACACUUUGCUGCUGACCAGGCCAAUGCACACUGAAAAUCUAAGCAGAACCAUAUCAUGUGCAAUAAGCACAUGAUAUGGUUAUUUUUCUGAUAAACUCUAAAUGUAGAUUUUCUAAAAUGUUACAAUUUGUGGAUUGAAUUACUUGUAAAAUAGCACAAAGCAGGGAAAUGCAAAACUUAAGAUUCAUGAAUUUAGCCCUGACCUCUGUGGGAACAAGAUAGAUUCUGACAUUGCUAUCGCAAGAACAUUGCAAAAAAUAUCGUGUUCAAGUACAAAUAUAAUAUUAUAAAUAUAUAUAAUAGCAAAUAUAAUAACAUAUAAUAUUAUGUUACCAACAUACUUAAGAUAUGUGAAGAACAAGUAAGACAAGCCUGUCUUACUUUAGGAGAGAAAAUCCAUGUUUUAAAAAGCCUUCACAGUUUGUGAAAAGCAAAGUUCUGAGUCCUGCAAGAGCUCUACACAAAAGGGAGCUGAGUCAGGAGACACAGGAACUUCCAAUUUACCUCAUUAACAUCCUUUAUUGCUUUACACAUCCACACUUUGAGGCAUGAUGCAGAGAACAGCAAAAAUCAAGCUCGAAUAAACCUGUUUUCCCAACUCUGUUCACAGGUGAGUGCUCCGGAUGUUGUCUUUAUACUGCAGAGGCGGAACAUGGCCACCAGAGGGUGCUGUUUAAAAAAAGUAAAAGAAAGCCUUGUGAACUGCGAGAGGUUUAAGACAAAAGCUAGUUGUGCUUCUGAUCUAUUUCGGUGUCAGUUUUAAUCACCUUUUAGACGAUGAAUGGAUGUGUGUCCUGUCGAAUAUAGUUGACGUUUCACCUUUUCGUACAACACUGACAUUACCCCUGGCCCAAGUUGUGAAUGUUUGACAGAAAAGAAUAAAAAAUAUUUGAUUGA
Molecule: messenger RNA, 4010 nt
Organism: Xiphophorus couchianus (Monterrey platyfish)
Lineage: Eukaryota; Metazoa; Chordata; Actinopteri; Cyprinodontiformes; Poeciliidae
Gene: srlb
Product: sarcalumenin
Exons: 7
Coding region: 19-1467 (482 amino acids)
Molecular function (GO): GTP binding
Source: RefSeq, a predicted model, not a curated record